Molecule: messenger RNA, 2530 nt
Organism: Myxocyprinus asiaticus (Chinese sucker)
Lineage: Eukaryota; Metazoa; Chordata; Actinopteri; Cypriniformes; Catostomidae
Product: von Willebrand factor A domain-containing protein 7-like
Exons: 7
Coding region: 1014-1739 (241 amino acids)
Source: RefSeq, a predicted model, not a curated record
UGAUAAAGCUCUGGCUAGCUAGCUAACGCCAACAUAGGCUAUCGUAUAAAUGCAGUCAAUGUAUCAUGCAAAGAAAAGUGAUUACUUCAAACUACAGUCUCUCAUAGUCAGACCUAUAUCCACACUUUGUUUUAGCCCUGUUCCAGCACUGGAGAGUCAAAUAUAAUAUACAGUCUCAAAGUUUGUAGUAAAACAAUCAUAACUGUAUAAUUUUAAUUAUGCUACCUCAUCUGUCAUCAUGAUGCCGGUGAAUCACGUUCAGUCUCAUUGUUUUGGUCCCUAUGGAGUGUGUGCACGCGAUCACGAGCAACAGGCUGCAGUUCACUUAACGGCCACAGGUGUCAUUAAUAACAAGUGUUUCUGAAUCUUACAUACCGCACCUUUAAUUGUUUUAUUGUGAUAAAAGAAAACGAAACAUAUUUUUAUCUUUAUAAAUUGUGUUUAACAUGUUAUCUAAUAUAAGAAGACAUGUGACAGACAUACAGUAUGUACUGUAUAUUAGAAAUAGUCCGGCACUUAAUCGGACUAUUGGACUUGAUCAACAAUAGAAAAAAUAAUUACAGUAAUUAAAGGUGCACUCAGUAAUUCUAUCUUCAUUAAAAAAGUUUAACUCAUUAAGACAUCAGUUGGUAUUUUGCAGUAUAUGUAUAAAAUCAUGAGCACUCACAUGAGAUGAGGACUCUAGUCAUAUCAGUAACCUUAUAAAAGCUGUUUUAUUCUACAUAGGGCAGGGGCACCCUCAUGGGGGCGGCCAUUUUAGAGCCACGUGACCAGCUGAAUACUACUCGCUUAAUCUCAGUUAUCAUCUUGUUAUUGGACACUUUCACUCUUGGAUCAAUCAUGGCUGAUUGUGAAAAGUGAAUUUCUACAAUGGCGUCUGUAACUGAAAACUAUUGAUUUUGAAUUAUGCUGCAUCCACACCACUAGGUGUCACUCCAGUAAAGCUGAAUGAAGAGGAACUGGCAACCGCCUGCAAAAAGCAGUAUAAAAGUAAUUUUGAUACAGGCAUAAAAAUGAUCUGCUAUCACAAUGUUAUGGUAGACGUGACACAUGCCUUCAGUGCGCAACACCAUUUCGACAAUGAGAAAUUUAACGAGGGGAAAAAGCUCAUAACUGAUGGAAUGGACAAAACCAUAAAUGACAUGAAAAAUGGAAAAUUUGAUGAUGCAAGAGAGGCACUUGGGGAAAUUCUGCAUACUUUACAGGAUUUCUACAGUCACAGUAACUGGAUUGAGCUGAAAAACACCAAACCUUACAGUGAGCUCAUCGAUCCAAAUAAAAAACUAACCAACCUUGCAGAGAAAAGUGAAGAAACGUGUGUUGAACUUUGUCGUAAGGGCAGCUGUGGGGCAGAAUUUCGGAAAGACCUAAAGGUUCUGACAUCAGGAUACUUUGAAUUACUACCAGUAAAUAAACCAAAAGGAAAGUGCAGUCAUGGAGGAAUUUCUGACUCUACAACUGGCCUUGGGAAAAGCUGGGAUGGUAUAAAUAAGGAUUACAAAGAAUCCAACAAUGGUCAUGGUGUUCUUCAUAACACAGCUUCAAAUCUUGCUACUGAUGCCACUGUGCAACUCCUGGAGAACAUCUGGAAGAAAACUGACAAUUCAAAGUUCCUCAGACUGGUGGGGCUUCAUGAAGAAGAACCAGCAGGAGCAUGGAGAACUUCCUUGCAUUUUAUUUUGCUUACUUCAAGAUAUCCAGAUGCAAACAAGCCAGAUGAAAUGGGGACAAUGGAAUAGUAUGAAAUGUGUUAAAACAUAUUUUCAAAUCUCUUUAUAUCUAUGUUGCUUAUAUUGAAUUUGAAUUGAAUACUGUAUGUCUCUUACUUUCUAUGCUUUUUAAAGUUAAUAGAAAAAAUGCUUAGUUAUCAUAGCAAAUCAAGGGCACGAUGUAUUUUUAUUACACUACUGACACAAAGGUCAAAUGACAUUAGAAGUUAGAGUUUUUCCAGUUUAACAUGUUUGCUUCAGAAAUUGAGUUUACUUAAUUCAGAUAUUCAGUUGAUAAGCUGAUUAUACUGACUCUGAGAUCUGACAGUCUGUCUACAGUUACUUGUGAAAAUGCAACAUCUGAUGUGAAUGACUUUACAUCCUCUGAUGGUUAACUACAACUGAAUGUAUUUAAUCUAGGCUUCAUUUACUUGAAGUCAUUUAGAAAUACAUUAAAGAGAAAAAAAAUGAAGCAUCUGGUAUUCCAUAAAAAUCCAGCUUUGCCUUACAGAAUAUGAGGAAACAAUGAUACGAGCAAGUGAUUCUCCAAAGUCUCCAAAGUAUUUCAGUUCUAAUCUACAAUUUUGGUUGAUUGUAUCUGUCAUGUUUCCAUCUAUUGGCUGCAAUAAGAAACCGUAAUACUGUGUGGAUUGGUGUACAUGACUCGUGAUUCAGAGAUUAAGAUCAAGGCCUCUGGGAUUGUUUAUCACUAGUUUUGUCUGUACUGGAUCAUUUGAAAUGCCUGUUUUAUUUUUGAUAAUUUGAUAACUUAUUCUGUAUUUGUAUCUUUCACUGACCAGAAUUGCUCAUUAAAUCUCUGC